AUGGCAAGUCAGAAUUCAGAUCUUAAUAUUUCAGAUUUUUUUGAACUUUCGUUUGGACUGAGUCCAAUCGAAUUAGAUCCUAAUAGUUUUGUGACAGAAGAAUUGACUUACGAAUUAUUUAUCUCACUUAUUGAACCUUCUUUGUGUGAACCAAAUCCAAGAGGAAUUUUUCGCAAAUUAUUUCCAUAUCUCGUUGAUAAUAUUAACAGAACCAUUUCAAUAACCAAACUUGCUAAUUAUGUAAAUGAUUUCAAUAACGAAAAUAAUCACCACAACGAUCCAAAAGGAAUUCUCCAACAAUUAAAGAAAUGUACUGGCAGAGACUUUUUUAUAGCUUUUCUUGAUAAAGUCUCGAUAAAAUCUCUUCCAAAGUUUCUUAAUACUGUCGUCUAUGCCAACAUUCCUAUUCCAAUAUUUCUUCCAAAUGACAUGGUACAUUUUGAAAAAGGUCUUAGAAUAUUAGACGCAAUGUAUGAUAUAAUAGAUACUUGCAAAUACCAUCUUUUCAUAUCCGUGAACCAAGAAAACUCAAAAAUGAAGCCACCAUUUACAAAACAACUUUAUCAAUCUUAUUCAAAUCAUCGCGACGAUUGUUUAGGUAUUUGUAAUCCUGGCUCUAUUGAUAUUUCUUUUCAUGCUGCCUCCAAAAAUCAUGCACGUCCUCCAUUAGCUAUUUCGGAAAUAUAUUAUGACAAAACCAAUUCAAAUAUUUUUCAAAAUAUGGUGACCGAAUUAUCCAAGUCUGCAUUUUAUAUUGUGAUUCAUGCUUUUGAUGAUAAUUUUGAUGGAAUUGAACCAAAUGAUGAAUUUAAAACAAUUAUAAAUGACAUUUCCAUUGAAAAACAUAGCACGUGUUCAAGAAUUAUUUCAGUCCUUUUUUGGGGAUUAAAUGAGGAGGAUAGAAUAUAUAAUAAACGUAAACAAAGUGUAUUAGAUUUAUUGAUAAAGAAAUUUUUUCAUGAUCAAAUUCGAGUUGAGAUUAUUAAUGAGGAAAAAAAGUCACUUAUUUUUAAAGAAAUCAAAGAAUUAUCAUUUCAGAAGCUUUUGAACACCUCAGACUUUUAUUUGUCGGCAAAUAUCUUUCAUAAUUUGUUUGAUAAAAAUUAUGUUGCGGAAAACUCAUUCUCUACAUUGAUGGAAGCUACUACCUUUAAUUGUCGUGCAGAUAUUUUCAAAGCUUCUUAUUAUUCUAAUGAAAUAGAAACCCUGAAGGAUCAAACAAGAUUAAAGACUUUAGAAAACUCUGAAGCUUAUAUAACAGAAUAUGAGAUCGAUAGUGAAAUAAAAAAAUUUCAAGAACUUCAAAAAAGCCUUUGUAGUUCUGAUCCAAUACCAGUCCUUAAAGCGCAUCUCCAUGAACUUGCAUUAAAAAGUGAUGAAAUAAACCAAAAUGAUCAACAAAAUGCUCAACAAAAUGCUCAAAAAAAUGAAAUAAAACAUCAAAUAGAAGAUAGAGAUAUCACUAUUCAUGAUUUUUGGAGAGAGUUUAUUAUUCUAUCUCAAAUAAAGAAAAAAUAUUCAACGGCUUUAAAAUCAAUUUAUAAUAUUGAUAAUAUGACAUUGAAUUCGGAAUUUCUUUUGGACCUUUUUAGUCAAAUAAUUCCUAGUAAUAAACAAUUGAUUGUUCUUUCAGUUAUUGGGCCUGAAGGCUCUGGGAAAUCUACAUUAUUGAAUUACCUAUUUCAAACUUCAACAACUUCAACUGAAAGACGGUAUGUAAUUUUAACUUAUUAUAAUUUGCUUUAUAAUAUGCAACAGUAUAUUAAUAUUUACUACGUGUUUGUUAAUAUUUUAGAUUUUGAGGGAAUUUGUUCUGAGGUUGAGAAAUUCACCUCUAGACGUACUGAUUUUGACAAAAAAAUUACAUUAUUAGCGAUAUUAUGUUCGCAAAUUGUAAUUCUUAAUACUAAAAGUCUUACACAAGACAUAUCAGAUAUUCUUGAAGUUUCCUUUUAUCAUAUGGAUACUUUAAUCAAACGAAAUUUUAAACCAAAGAUCAAUUUUGUAUUACGUGACAUGAUUGAUGCUAUAAGUGUCCAGCAAACCGCGUUUAAUGACAUACGUGAAGGUCUGAAAAAAAUGUUUACCGAAAUUCCUGGAUGUGCUUACAGCAUGGAAGGUCUUAUGAUAAUAGAAGAGAAAAAUAUUUAUUCUUUAGAAAAUAUUUUUUCUUGCAAUCUUGAUGAAUUUUAUCCAAAUUCAAAGCCAAAUAGUCAUAGUAACGGUGAAAAAAUCUAUUAUCCUGUGGAAACGUUUCCAUCAAAAGUAUCUAAGCUUAGAGUGGAAUUACUUACAUCUGCAUUGACCUCAAAUGAGAAUGAACUUCAUGACUAUAAAAAUAUAGAUGUCAGAAUUAAUGAUGAAUCAUAUCUAAAACCUUAUAAAGAGGAAAUUUUAAAUCUAAUAGAUGAAAUAGAAUCUGAUCAAUGGUCCGAAGAUGAUGAUGCUAAAUUUGAAACGGCUCUCACUAAAGUAACGGAUACAUUAUGUGAACAAACGAUUUCAAAUUUCCUUGCAAACCUAUCAGAUGAGUAUGAUCAUAUGUUAAUUGAAGAAGGAAAGACUUAUAUAACGUCAACAUUUAUAUCAGAGAAACGUAAACUUCAAGCAAUUUAUAUGAUAAAGCGUCGAACUCUAAAAGAUUCAUGGCUUAUCAAAUCUGCAAAAAUAAAGAUCAAUGAAAAUUUAAAACAAGUAAUAGAUGAAAAAACAUUAGGAAAAGUUAAAAAAAACUUGUCUGAAUGUGAUCAUUAUUUUAAUUCUGAAUGGGAAUAUAUAGAAGCAGACAAAAAAGCUUUUACUUAUAGUAUGUUAUCAGAAACAAAGAUACUGGAGGAGCAGGUAGUUACAUGUUUCAAUAAAGCAAUUACAGAUGGUGUGAGUAUGGUCAGUUCUGAGGAUGAAUCAAAGAAACAAUUUGAUAGAAUUUUUUGGUCUAAACUCGAGAAACCAUCAAUUCUAGUACGAACAAAGUUUUUAAAGAAUUCAGAAUUUUUAAGUAGUUUUAAAUUUAAAUUCAUUGUAGAACAAAAUUCAGCUGGGAUAGCUGGAUAUAUCAAUAACGUCAAAAGGGGAAUUUUAAAACAAGCUGCCAUUAGAACAAUUAAGACAUCAAUUAAAAAGACUUGCAAACAAAUUUCUAAUGAAAUUCAAAAUAAUAAUAUGUUAGCAAUUGAAUUCAAUCAAGCAUUAGAAUGGAUUCAAAGGCUAUGCGAUAAUAUAUUUGUUACACUGCAGAAGGAAUUAAAUAGUUCUCAAAAUAAUUUUAUUGUUAAAAUAGAUGAUUUUAAACCGAUGGAGCAAUAUUUACGACUUAAAGUUUUUAAAAGACUGGACGCAAAUACUAAAAAAUGGAAAGAUACACAACAAAAAGAGCUUGAUGAAUAUAGGAAAAAUUUGUGGAAAUUUUUUGUUGACUUAAAAAGUGAAACAUAUUAUGAAUAUUUAUCAUGCGGUUUUCUUGAACACAUUUUUCAAUCUUUUGAAAAGCAGCUAUAUAAUCCUUAUAAUAUUGUCUCUGAACUUAUGGAUAAACAUUUUAAUAACGAUAAUUAUAAAAUCACAAAUAUCGCAUAUGAACGAAGUUUUGGAUCUCACAACGUGGAAAAUAGUCGUAGUUAUAUUGAAAAUCCCAUAAAAUUUAUGAAAAAAUUAUUUAAUGAAGAGAUUGAAAUAAUUAAAAAUAUGAAAAUAGACGAAAAGAUUGAAGAAAUAGAAAUGAAUAUUGUUAAUACUAUGCAGAGUGAAUUAAAGGAAAUAAUUUCAAGAUGUAAACAACAUUAUUCUUCUCGACCUACAUAUGAAUCUUCUUAUAUAAGUCCUAAUAUUGAACAAAUCCUUCGCUUAUCAAAGGGAACAUUGUUGGAAACUUUGAUAAAGGAAAAGCCUCAAGGGUCUGACAAUAUAAUAAAGUGCGUUGUCAAAUAUCCUUCAAGAUUUUUGAUAUGCCUGGAAGAAAUGGUUGAUAUAAUGAUUCCAGAGUUUAAAAAUAAGUGGAAAGAUAAAAUUAAAAAUCAUAAACAUGAUUCUGAUAUACCUCACAAAGCAUCGAUUCAUUUGAUGGUUAGCUUUACUGGGGUAAAAAAUAGUUUAAAUGAGGCAAGUUUGAAUAUAUGCACCGAUCCAAUAUAUCAAAAUGAUAUAUGUGAAGAAUUUAAUGGUCAUUCGUUUGGAGCAUUUAUUCAAACAAAUUAUCCAAAGUGGUGGCCAAUUGAUCAAACAAAUAUCAAUGAAGACCAAUUAAAACAAAUUAGAGCCAUUUGGGUACAAUUAAAAAGUGAGUUAUGUA
Messenger RNA from Racocetra fulgida, 4288 nucleotides. NCBI's taxonomy places the organism in Eukaryota, Fungi, Glomeromycota, Glomeromycetes, Diversisporales, Gigasporaceae. The record is from the annotation of a GenBank genome assembly.